UUUCGGAGAGUCCAAGGAUCGUCUUCUCGAGAUUUCUUUCUUAAGAGUGGGUUUUCAGUGUUUCAGUAUCGACACCUCGUAAGGGGUCCUCGCUUUUUUAAUUUUGCUUCACAGCAUUGACCCCAUUUGCAGCUCAAGCCAGGUAGAUGUUAGAUUGUUAGCUGCUCUUGAUAGUGACUUAAGGAUUUGAUUGUAGCAUGUUUAUCAUCAGAUUGUGCGUGUCAAUUUUCAUAGCCUAUUGGAGAUGGGUUUCUGGACUUUGCUAGAAGGUUUUCUGCUCUUCGCAAAUGCAUUGGCAAUAUUGAAUGAGGACCGGUUUCUUGCUCCAAGAGGAUGGACUUUGGCAGAAAUGACAGGACCAAGGAGGAGUUCUCUUAAAGGGCAAGUGAUAGGGCUUAUAUAUGCCUGUCAAUUCUUAAGACUUCCCCUUAUUCUGUUCAACAUUGUCAUUAUAAUUGUGAAGCUGUUCUCUGGAUAACUUAAAUAGAGUGACAUUGAAGCGCUAUA
This is a messenger RNA of Abrus precatorius (Indian licorice), 507 nucleotides long. RefSeq names its product protein transport protein yos1-like. Gene Ontology annotation, cellular component: COPII-coated ER to Golgi transport vesicle; endoplasmic reticulum membrane; Golgi membrane. The record is from RefSeq and is a predicted model, not a curated record. Bases 245 to 478 code for a protein of 77 amino acids. Lineage: Eukaryota; Viridiplantae; Streptophyta; Magnoliopsida; Fabales; Fabaceae. Gene Ontology annotation, biological process: endoplasmic reticulum to Golgi vesicle-mediated transport. The transcript is spliced from 3 exons.